AUGAACCCAUCGAUAGCUGGGUUGUGUUCAGCUAUAUUCCUUCGUGAAGAAGCAGGAUUGGAGCCUACCAUUGUUCCUUCACCUUCUCCGACGUCCGGCUUGUAUAUCAGAACCCGAGGUGGAGAUCUGACAAAGGUUUCAAUUCCUCCAGACUGCCUUGCCUUCCAAACCGGCGAGGCCCUGGAGCUAGUCACUGCUGGAAAGUUACGGGCGACACCUCAUUGUGUGCGGGUUGGGCAAACACAAGUUGGAGCAAAGAUAUCGCGAGAGACGUUUGCUCUCUUCAUGCAGCCCGAUACUCACCAACGUAUCUCUGAAAGUGAUACCUUCGGGUCAUUUAGCAAGAAGGUGCUGGAGGAACACUAUGAAGAAGCCAGGGUAAUAUGA
Suillus fuscotomentosus is the source of this 387-nucleotide messenger RNA. RefSeq lists its product as uncharacterized. The coding region runs from base 1 to 387 and encodes 128 amino acids. The record is from RefSeq and is a predicted model, not a curated record. Lineage: Eukaryota; Fungi; Basidiomycota; Agaricomycetes; Boletales; Suillaceae. The transcript has 3 exons.